Bubalus bubalis (water buffalo) is the source of this 3934-nucleotide messenger RNA. It is a transcript of the gene SPATA18, whose product is annotated as spermatogenesis associated 18. Bases 1479 to 3140 code for a protein of 553 amino acids. The record is from RefSeq and is a predicted model, not a curated record. The transcript has 13 exons. Gene Ontology annotation, cellular component: mitochondrial outer membrane. Gene Ontology annotation, biological process: mitophagy by internal vacuole formation; mitochondrial protein catabolic process. Lineage: Eukaryota; Metazoa; Chordata; Mammalia; Artiodactyla; Bovidae.
ACAACAUAGUGAUUCAACAUUUGUAUAUAACAUGAAAUAACCACUACAAUCAGUCUAAUUAAUAUCUAUCACUAGACAUAGUUACAAGUUUUUUUUCUUGUGGUGAGAACUUUUAUAGUCCUUAUUUUGUGGUCUACAGAAGAUAGUAAGAACACAGACUCCAGAACGAGCCUUUCAUUUUUAUCAGAGGACAGUAAAACCACUAAUUAAGAGGAAAAAAGCGGGUGGGGGCAAAAAGUCUUAAGUUUACCGUCAGUGGACAUGUUCAAUGUUCAUAACUCUUAAAUACCUGAAAAAAAAAGAAAGAAGAAGAAACUGAAUUAAACUAGCUAAUCGACUAGCUAGCUGAGGUCCUGCUUCCACCCGCACCGUUUUAAAAAAGAUAGAUUAGGAUGAUUUGCAAUCUGCACAUCAUUUUGACGACAUUGAAAUUAAGGGUACUAAAGUGCUUAAUGAUGGUUGAAAUGGUUUCAUUUCUUAAGUAGUCCAAACUACCACUGUGGCUUAAUACACCUUCUGAAAUAGUGCCAAAACCGGCUCUAAACUUGCACAAAGUCUCAAUUAGAGAAUUCAUAAUUAAAUAACUUUAGAGUGCUUAAUGAUUCUAAACACAGACCAAAUAUUUAAACCUGAUGGACUUUAAUUUGUGAACAUCCUGGAGCUAAAAUCUAUUUAGCUGGGCACCCACCAAAUCCUAGACGUUACAAAGGAAGAAAUAAAGUCUUGAGAAGUGAAAGAAUAUAGGAAGGAGCCAAACAACUGCUUUCUUCACCGCCUAACCAAAAACGUCUAGAAAGAAAUAAUCUUUGCUUUCCUAGACAAGAGGCCUCCGGCUGCCCAGCAUCGCCACACUGCGGGCGCCUCUCUCUCCAUCAGGGUCGGGUGGCUGCCAUCUGAAGUCUUAGCGUCUUCCAGCCGCAGGCCCAACCCAGAGUCUCACAGAUUUUGGGGGCUCUCGCUUUCGGCCACCAGCAGCACCAGCAGCAGCAGCAUGAGACUGAGCAUUAGUAGCAUGAGGAAGAGCGGCAUGGCGCGUCCUGGCGGUGCCCCGGACCCGCGGGCGGGUCGAGGUGGGGAGGCAGGAGGGAUGCGAGCGGCGGAGCUGCAGGCGGGUAGUGCGCUGGGCUAGGGCUGGGCGGCGGCGCAGGCGUUGCCAGGAAACGGGCCGCGCGCGUCCCCAGCUGCCGCGCGCUCACGUCAAGGUUUGUUUAAUAAUCGCCCGGGUAUUUUAUUGUCCUGGCUCCCGGCUGCCGCGCGGGAGCCGGGAGACCGCGCGCGGGGCAGCGAAUGAGGCGCGGCGGCUGUGGCCCAGGGCACCUCCCCCCGGCUUCUCGAACCCUGCCCCGUCCGACCCGAGCGGGGAGGAUGGAAACACCAGCCGCGCUCUGAGCUCCUCAGGAAGAGAACACCUUUCCUGCCACACCACCCCGCGGUCCACGAGUCCAUCUCCCAGAGCGGGCCGAGCGGAAGAGCGAGCGAUGGCAGAUAACCUGAGGAGACUGGUCUCCAACGAAGCUUUACGAUCGUUGCAGGACAAGCUAGAGUCCUGGCUGAGGGAGUACAACGCGAACUCAUGUGAUCAAAAUCUAAAUCACUGCCUCGAACUCAUUGAACAAGUUGCCAAAGUGCAGGGACAGCUCUUUGGGAUCCUCACUAUAGCAGCCCAAGAAGGAGGACAUUAUGAUGGUGUGGAAACAAUCAAAUCACGCCUUUUGCCUUGGCUGGAGGCCUCCUUUACAGCUGCUUCCCUGGGAAAACCUGUGGACAGCAAGGUCCCUUCUCUACAGGACACAUUCGAUAAGGACAGACAUAAGGAGUCUGGUACUCGAGACAUACAACAAUUAGAUGCUGAUUUGAGUGCAACUCAUAAUCAACUCAACCAGGUUCAAGACGAUAUGGCUGAGACUGAAAAGACUCUUGAAGAACCCAAGAACAGAUCUGCCAUAUCCCUUUUGGCUGCAGAGGAGGAAAUAAAUCAGCUAAAAAAGCAGCUUAAAUCUCUUCAAGCCCAGGAAGAAUCUCGCCACAGAAACUCAGAUCGUAGGAGAUCAGAGAAGCGGGGCUCCGAGCGGAGGAGAGUGGAGCUUCGGGGCUCAGAGCAGCGGGUCUCUGACCUGGACAGGCGGAGCGCAAACCAGCGGAACGCAGAAGCGGUGUGCGAUUAUGAGAAACAGCUCCGAACACUGAAGGACGAGAUAGCUGUUCUGUCUGCUGAAAAAUCUAUACUCCAAGGAAGGUCCGCCAGGAGCCGGUCUCCUAGUCCUGCCCCUUGCAGCCGCAGCCACAGCUGGAGCCGAAGCCACAGCCGCAGCCACAGCCGCAGCCACAGUCACAGCCGAAGCAGAUCCGCCAGCCCCUCCUCUGCCAAGGCCAGGACCCCGUCCCCGAAUCGCGCCAAACUGUCCAGCGUGGCGCGCAAAGCUGCCCUGCUGUCCCGGUUCAGCGAUGCCUAUUCCCAGGGCCGCCUGGAUGCGCAGUGCCUGCUGCGGCGCUGCAUCGACAAAGCCGAGACGGUGCAGCGGAUCAUCUACAUCGCGACUGUGGAGGCGUUCCAUGUGGCCAAAAUGGCAUUCAGACACUUCAAGAUCCGUGUGAGGAAAUCACUGACACCAUCCUGUGCAGGGUCAAAUGACUUUGAGGAUGCUGUCUCGGAUUAUAUCAUCUGUCAUCUUGAUCUAUAUGAUUCCCAAAGCAGUGUUAAUGAUGUGAUCCGAGCCAUGAAUGUCAAUCCCAAGAUUUCAUUCCCUCCUGAAGUUGACUUUUGCCUCCUCAGUAACUUCAUCCAGGAGAUAUGUUGCAUUGCCUUUGCAAUGCAGACUUUAGAACCACCCCUAGAUAUUGCAUUUGGGGCCGAUGGAGAAAUUUUUAAUGAUUGCAAGUACCGUCGAAGCUAUGACUCUGAUUUCACGGCUCCCUUGGUCUUCUAUCAUGUGUGGCCUGCUCUCAUGGAGAAUGACUGUGUCAUCAUGAAGGGAGAAGCUGUCACCAGGAGAGGGGCUUUUUGGAAUUCAGUGCGAUCUGUAAGUCGAUGUCGAAGCAGGAGUUUAAGCCCUAUCUGCCCUCGUACCCGUAUUGGUUUAGGCAUGAUAUCUCGAAGCCGGAGUCCUUCUCCAAUAAGAUGUGGAUUGCCAAGGUUUUAAAACCAACAGCCAUUUUCCUCUGCCCAGGACACUCCAAUGGCCAGCUUACCCAGCUCUUCCACCUGCCUGCUGUGUUGCCUCAGACCUCACUUAAGCUAAUGUGACAAGGCAAUUCUGUGUAUCACUUCACACAGAGAGUUAAAUGUUUUGGCUUAGUGCAUUUGUAACUGCAGAUACAUUGCAUUUUAUUUUACUUUUAUAGAUACAGAUUCCAUUAAUUUGAUAAAAACGAUUGCCUAGGUGUUUAGGAUCAUAUUCAUUUGAAGCAAAGUCCAUUAUACAGGUUCAGGAUUCUCAACCUGAAACACAAGGCUCUUUUAUAACAACUAAAGUGAAAAACUUUUACUGUGCUAUGUCCAAAAGAUAAGAAGAGUCGUUUCAAUUUGCAGAGUGAUCAUAAAUAUUAUGAUUGCUGGUUUUAGAUUUAGCUGGGAAACAAUCUGGGGUGUUUUUAUUUUCUUUGGGGACUUGGAAGAGAGCCCCAGUCUCAAGUUGGGGAACUUAUAAUAACAGGGACGUCAGGCUACAUGUACAUGAUGAUGAUUUAGGAAAGUAUAGUUCAUUGGUUGGCUUCUGUUUUCCUGCUGUGAAGUGCCCAGUUUGGUUUAGUUGAGCACUGUUGGUUGAAGCUACCUACUUGAGAGAGUUCUCUUGCUUCAUAAAUGUGGAGUGGUGAUUUGGGUAGAAGCUAACUUGGAGACUAUAUGUUAGUUACCUUGUGUUUAUCUCCUGGGAAUGUUUCUGAAUGAAGUUUUAAUGUACAUGUUAAAUAUAAAAGCUACCUGACAUCUUGA